Molecule: messenger RNA, 164 nt
Organism: Dentiscutata heterogama
Lineage: Eukaryota; Fungi; Glomeromycota; Glomeromycetes; Diversisporales; Gigasporaceae
Source: the annotation of a GenBank genome assembly
UUGGAUGAUAAGGAGUUAUAUAAUUCUGAAGAAGAAUCUAAAAGCAAACACUUUUCUGAUAUUAAACAACUAUCUAAUAAAAAAAAUUAUAAAGAAUUAAAAGGAUUGAAAGAUAAUGAGAACUUAGAUGAAUAUAUUGAAAACUUUAAUAGUUUUAUUGAUAA